UUACCGGCCGCUUUCUUCUGGUAUAACAAGUGGUUUACGAAAGCUAUGAAACCCAGAGUUCUUAUAUUUGGGACACUUCUUGGUCUUCAGGGUUUGUUGGGUUGGUAUAUGGUUAAGAGUGGUCUCGAAGAGAAGUCUGAAUACCAAAGAGAUCCCAAAGUGAGUCACUACCGAUUGGCCGCACAUUUGGGAACAGCUCUUGUCUUCUAUUCACUGUUGUUGUGGUCGGGUUUCACUCAUUUGAUGCCUCCCUCACAGAUUGAAAACAGUCGACAAAUAAUGAAGUUUCGCAAAUAUACUCAUAUGACUAAAGGUCUGGUAUUCCUGACGGCAUUAUCGGGUGCUUUAGUCGCCGGACUGGACGCUGGUUUGGUCUACAACUCGUGGCCAUUAAUGGCUGACCGAUGGAUUCCCACUGAUAUCCUCUCACAGUCUCCCAAAUGGAAGAACUUCUUUGAAAACGCGACAACUGUUCAGUUUGACCACCGAUUGUUAGGGGAACUGGUGUUUUGUGCGGCAACUGGUCUUUGGGUGUAUUCCAGACGUUUGCCUUUAAGUGGUCGGACACGUCUGGCAGUGAACUGUCUAUUCGGGGCCACAGUAUUACAGGUGGUCCUCGGUAUCACUACACUCUUACUAUACGUUCCCAAACCAUUGGCCGCUUCCCACCAGUCGGGAGCACUAACUGUCCUCUCGAUUGCCAUUUGGUUGAGCCAUGAAAUGAAACUUUUGAAGCGAAUU
This is a messenger RNA of Oppiella nova, 741 nucleotides long. Lineage: Eukaryota; Metazoa; Arthropoda; Arachnida; Sarcoptiformes; Oppiidae. The record is from the annotation of a GenBank genome assembly.